GGUUUGCAGUGGUCGGCGAGAAAAUGAUGGCCGAGUACGCUAUUGGUGCGACACUUACUUCUGUUUUUCACCCUGUAGGGUUCUCAAGAUUUCUCAUACAGCUUGGUCAUGAACCAUUGCCUGCAGAACCAGGAAGGUCUUUCAUGUGGUAUGGAGGAGACAAAAUGUACUAUCCAAAUAUUCUGCGAUAUAUGAGCCACAUCAAACAAAAAGAAGGAUUCCUAGGGCUGUACAGAGGCCUUGUACCAAGGAUUUUGGGAGGCUUUGUCGGCAAUUUCACCACUACAGCAACAAACAAUUAUCUCAAAAGUGUUGGGGCCUACACAGAGGAGUCUGGUCAAGCUGACAGCCACAAUGCUGACGAGUUAGUAGGAUGGUUAAAGACAUUCUUUUUACAGACGUCGAAAGAAACAGUAGGACGCUGCGCAGGAAUCAUAGUUAGCCAACCAUUUCAUGUGAUAAUGUUGAGGUGCCAAGCACAGUUUAUUGGUGGAGAAACACAAUACAAUUCACUGUGGUCCUCGCUGGUAGAGAUUUACAACAAUGACGGAAUCCUUGGAUUCUUUGGUGGACUUAUACCCAGACUAGUAGGGGAGGUAAUCACGAUUUUCCUGACUAACUUUUUCGCCAACCUGAUCAACAAACACUUCCUUGAAGAUAAGGAGAUGAGAACCUACACAUCCAGUGCUUGUGGACUUGUCAUUGGGACAUUCACAUAUAGGUUCUCCUUAGUCGGCAACUUGAUGGCCGUAAACAACUCAGGACUUGUGGCUGCAAAGUUUCCAUACAUGUUAGCCUACAGCAACUGGUAUCAGUGUUGGGAUCAUCUCAGCAAAGAGCACCAGCUCGGAAGAGGAUCUCGUCUGUUCAAUCGUAUUGUUACAGCCAGGCGUUACGUAUUACUAGACUAAGUGUAAUGACACAAUGCUGAAAUUCACACAUCGCUUCCACUCGGCCAACAUCAGGAAAUGACAGAGACAUUAAAUGAACACCAUACAAUGUAACACAUGUCACUCUGAUGUCCUCAAGGGCAGAGAGACUCUUGAUUGCAAGAGGAGCUCAAGUGUUAACAAUGGACUAUAUUUUAUCUAUUUCAUAUGGCAGACAUUAUUUAUACCAAAUUAGGUUAUGAUUGGUAAAAGUGUGUAUGGGAAAAAGUUACUGCAAUGUAGAGCAGGUUGUCAUUAAAAUUUUAUAAGAACAAA
Ylistrum balloti is the source of this 1205-nucleotide messenger RNA. Its product is annotated as mitochondrial carrier homolog 1-like. The transcript has 12 exons. The record is from RefSeq and is a predicted model, not a curated record. Lineage: Eukaryota; Metazoa; Mollusca; Bivalvia; Pectinida; Pectinidae. Bases 24 to 911 code for a protein of 295 amino acids.